GAAACGAUCAAGCUCCACACCUCUGUAUUUCCUUUCACUUAAUAUUCUUGUCAUUUGCUCCACACGUUUGUUUCUGUCAGUCACCAACACGCACAGAUCUUUACCAGAUGGAGAACUCUUUGUUGACGACAUUCACGGCGCUUCUGCUCAUUAGUAUUCAACAAGGAAUAACCUCUUCGGUAAACUUCAGCUCAGAAGCUCCGUCAACCACACAAAAAAAUUAUAUUAGUAAUACACUCAAACCCAACACACCAACCCCAUGCCAGAACAUCACUCGAUAUAUCACUCUGCCUCCUGUUCUUGCCCGGGUGAAAAUUUCCUGGAAGAAGGGGAGUCAUUGUGCGGGUCAGCUCUAUCUCUCUUCCUCUGAACUACGUGAGGCUCCCUUGUGCAACACACCUGAAGUCCUGAAGUGGUUGAGUAAACUAUGUAAAGACACAAGAUGUGGGGACUUUGAGAACUUCAAGGUCACAUCCGAAGAUGUUAAAGGUUAUUUUGUCAGCAGGAAUAUGACAGUGAGCACAGCUUCCUGCCAAGGACUGCAUGUCAUUUGCCAAGACCCUCAUGGAAAAGAACUGGCUGCUUAUAAGGCAGUAACUGGCAUAUUAAUUUUCUUGAUCUUGAGUGUAAUUCUCCUUCAUUUUAGUCGGCCCACGUUCAAAGCCAUCCGCAAAAGAUUUUCACAGAAACGUCAGAAUCAAUGGAUCGGACCGACUCAGACUCAAAGUGUGUCUUAUCACAGAGGUCAAGCUGGCGGUCAAGCAAACAACAAUACAGUAAAGCGUCAGUCAUAUCCUGGUUUGGAAAAGCUGACGGUAAACCAGAGUAGGGAGCCCUCGUCCAACAGAAACAGUGACUAUGAUUCAUACGGAUGCAAUUGAAGGCCUGUGCCCACAAAUUACUUUAAUAUUGAUGGGAGAGCCGACCACUCUGUGUUAGACGUCAGUGUCAUAUUGAAUCAGCGAUCAUGCUGUUGGACGGUUAAGUUGAUCUGACAUUUAGCAAGUCAUGCAAGUCGUGUAAAUAUGUGUGAGACAAACAGCUGAGAAAUCCAUUUAGAGUAGUUUUAUUUUCAAAAUUUCUUUGUAAUGCUUUGUGGGCUUUGUUUUAUUUUUUGCAAUUACUUGAUUUGCAUUUGUGUUCUGUAAAAAGUUGUUACAUUUAGAACUAUUCUGAUUUUUUAAAUGGUGUUUAGUUAAUGUAGUCAGGUUGAUUUAGUCAUAAUAGACAAUUAUUUAUGACUUUAUGAAACAAGUUCAUUUUGAUUGACAAAACCUGACAAAUUCAAACAUUGUAUUGUUGAUGUUUCUUUUAAAAUUACCAGAAAUUACCAGAAUGGAAUUUUGUAAAGAUCAGAUGAACCAGUUGAAAAAUUGCCAUUUUGUUAAAUUAUACAAGUGAUUGAAUGUGCU
This is a messenger RNA of Triplophysa dalaica, 1412 nucleotides long. RefSeq names its product T-cell surface glycoprotein CD5 (gene cd5). Gene Ontology annotation, biological process: T cell costimulation. The transcript is spliced from 7 exons. NCBI's taxonomy places the organism in Eukaryota, Metazoa, Chordata, Actinopteri, Cypriniformes, Nemacheilidae. Gene Ontology annotation, cellular component: plasma membrane. Bases 108 to 881 code for a protein of 257 amino acids. The record is from RefSeq and is a predicted model, not a curated record.